This is a messenger RNA of Anas platyrhynchos (mallard), 3294 nucleotides long. RefSeq names its product archain 1 (gene ARCN1). Gene Ontology annotation, cellular component: COPI vesicle coat. NCBI's taxonomy places the organism in Eukaryota, Metazoa, Chordata, Aves, Anseriformes, Anatidae. Gene Ontology annotation, biological process: endoplasmic reticulum to Golgi vesicle-mediated transport; retrograde vesicle-mediated transport, Golgi to endoplasmic reticulum; Golgi localization. The record is from RefSeq and is a predicted model, not a curated record.
GCGCCCCCCGCCGUCGCCAUGGCAACAACCUCGCUGGUCGCCAGCCGCCUAGAGCGCCCCCACAGCGCCCCUCACAGCGCCCCCUGCAGGCUGCGGUGGGAAUUGCAGGCGGGCGCCCGCAGCUCCCUGCGGCGGGGCCGCGCUCCCGGUCCUCCAGCCCCGCCCCGCCCCGCCCCGCCCCGCCCGCGCCGCUUCCGGCUGGGGACGUGGCUCGGCGCCGCCAUCUUGUGGGGCUGCCUGAGGGGACGCCGAGCGCCGAGGGAGCGAGCGCCGAGCCCAGCGCCGCCGCCGCCAUGGUGCUGUUGGCAGCCGCCGUCUGCACGAAGGCGGGGAAGGCCAUUGUCUCGCGGCAGUUCGUGGAGAUGACCCGGACCCGCAUCGAGGGGCUGCUGGCGGCUUUCCCAAAACUGAUGAACACCGGGAAGCAGCACACCUUUGUGGAGACAGAGAGCGUGCGGUACGUGUAUCAGCCGAUGGAGAAGCUCUACAUGGUGCUGAUCACCACCAAAAACAGCAAUAUCCUGGAAGACCUGGAAACACUCCGACUUUUCUCUAGAGUGAUCCCUGAAUAUUGUCGAGCCUUGGAGGAGAAUGAGAUCUCUGAACACUGUUUUGACCUGAUUUUUGCCUUUGAUGAAAUCGUUGCCCUGGGCUACCGUGAGAACGUAAACCUGGCACAAAUUCGGACCUUCACUGAGAUGGACUCGCAUGAAGAAAAGGUGUUCCGAGCCGUCCGAGAGACUCAGGAACGUGAAGCAAAAGCUGAGAUGCGCCGUAAAGCGAAGGAAUUGCAGCAGGCUAGAAGGGAUGCCGAGAGACAGGGCAAAAAGGCACCCGGUUUUGGUGGCUUUGGCAGUUCAGCUGUGUCUGGGGGCACAACGGCAGCAAUGAUCACAGAAACCAUCAUUGAAACGGAGAAGCCCAAAGUGGCACCAGCGCCUUCCAGGCCUUCAGGUCCUAGCAAAGCUCUGAAACUUGGCGCUAAAGGGAAGGAGGUGGAUAACUUCGUGGACAAACUGAAAUCAGAAGGAGAAAAUAUCAUGACUUCCGUAGGCAAACGCUCUACAGAAGCAGCCAAAGUUCUUGCACCGCCCAUUAACAUGGAGAGUGUGCACAUGAAAAUAGAGGAGAAAAUUUCCUUGACUUGUGGCCGUGACGGAGGGUUGCAGAAUAUGGAGCUGCAUGGCAUGAUCAUGCUGCACAUCUCUGAUGAAAAAUUUGCACGGAUUCGCCUGCACGUAGAAAAUGAAGACAAGAGGGGAGUGCAGUUACAGACUCACCCAAAUGUGGACAAAAAGCUUUUUACUGCAGAAUCGCAGAUUGGUUUGAAGAACCCAGAGAAAUCAUUCCCUAUUAACAGUGAUGUGGGCGUGCUGAAGUGGAGGUUGCAGACCACGGAAGAGUCCUUCAUUCCAUUGACAAUUAACUGCUGGCCAUCAGAAAGUGGGAACAGUUGCGAUGUUAACAUUGAAUACGAGUUGCAAGAGGAGAGCCUAGAACUGAACGAUGUGAUCAUCACAAUCCCUUUACCGUCUGGUGUCGGUGCCCCAGUGAUUGGGGAAAUAGAUGGCGAGUAUCGCCAUGACAGCCGGAGAAAUCUCCUGGAGUGGUGCCUGCCUGUGAUAGAUGCCAAAAACAAGAGUGGCAGCCUGGAGUUCAGCAUAGCAGGGCAGCCAAAUGACUUCUUCCCAGUGCAAGUCUCCUUCAUCUCCAAAAAGAACUAUUGCAACAUACAGGUUACCAAAGUGACCCAGGUAGAUGGGAACAGCCCUGUAAGGUUUUCUACUGAAACCACCUUCGUGGUGGACAAGUACGAAAUCCUGUAAUGCCAGCUGUGGGGAAUCACAAAGGAAAGUUUUAAAUUAAAAAAAAAAAAAGAGGCCGAAGUUUAUUCUGAAUGUUUGGAAUGCCGCAGCCCUCUCUCUGCUAAGACACACGGCUCUGCCUGCCAUCUGCAGUGUCCUGGGUCACAGACAUUUUUGGCAGAGAAUUGACAUGUUCAUGGGGGGAAAGGCUACAAAUUUCUUUGGCAGAUUUUUACUGGCUAGCAGAAUAACGAGAUCUCUGCAGAGAACCUGGCUUUGACACUUCCCAUUCUCCCAUGAAGACGACCGGAGCUCAGUCCCAGAGCCUACCAGACAUCACGCUCUUCCUUUUUUAAUCAUCAAACACUGUUCCAUUGGUGGUGCUGCCAUUUUAAUUUCUCCUCAGCCUUCAACUCUUGCUUCUGAUGGUGAAAACAGGCGUUAAGAUGAUAACACACAAGGAUGCAGUGCUUCUCUGGACCUUUCCAUCUGGUACAAGUGGAACAAGUUGAUCUCGGUUUCGAAGGUGGGGUACUGACAGGAGCGUAGGGGAAGAGGGCCUCACAGCUCAGUUCUCUUUGCCCCCACACUGUCCCUUGCUGUCCACCCAGCCCCACCAUACAGCAGUGGACUUCAUCCUGGGCUCACCAGAAGUCCUUCGGGCCUUUUUCCUUGAGGCUGAGUCAGAGUGGGAGUGGGACUGGGAUCUCUCCGAAACCGGUGGUCUCAGCGUGGUGAUGGAGGGGAGGGGAAUGGUGGUUUCCAGAGAGCAUGCUGAGCAUGAGCAACACCCAGCUGUAGUGCUUGCUAUCCCAGCGCUGUUCCUCCUCUGACUGCCUGAGUAGGAUCACUGAUUUCAUCCCACAGAGCUGUGCUCCCCUCAGAGUAUGCCCAGCCUGCUUGCUUUGGGGCUGCUCAUGCCCUGGCUGGCAGUGCUGCUGCCCCAACAGCCUGAGGGCUGCAGGGGAGCUCCCCGGCUGCUGCUGUAGGGAAGGGCUGAGCGUGCAGGUGAAACUCUAACGGUGUCCUGUCCUCACAAGUCCUAAAAACACGUUUACCGUGCUCCAGAGAGCGCGCUUCAGUCAGAGUAAGCGUGUGUUGGUUCCCGUGGGGCCCUCUGCCAAAGAAGUUAGCGGUCUCUCCUCCGGUAACAGCGCCAGUGAGGAAAUAAACCCUGAUUCUUGCCCUGGGAAGGUGAUGUGUUCUGGGGGAGGGAAAGCAAACCCUGUUCUGUAGUGAAAUAGACAACGAAUCCUAUUAAUUCAGUUCUGUUCAAGAGUUGCUUGUCUGUAUGAUUUUAAAAUGGAGUCGAGUUCAAACAUCAAGGAAGCAUUUUUCUUAAAUUUGUUUAAGGGUAACGUUAAAGAAGAACCGCACCCCACCCCCCCCGUUUUUGUAACCCUGUACAAUAAUGGCCUAGGGAAUAGAGCACAUUCCAGUGUAUACAAAGAAUACAAAUUCUUUAAUCAAAUAAAAGAGUAUUAUAAAA